Molecule: messenger RNA, 1247 nt
Organism: Drosophila biarmipes
Lineage: Eukaryota; Metazoa; Arthropoda; Insecta; Diptera; Drosophilidae
Exons: 1
Coding region: 65-1075 (336 amino acids)
Source: RefSeq, a predicted model, not a curated record
GUGUAUAACUUCAAUCAGACGUUUUCCUUGUGUUUCACAAGGUUUUCAAGGCCGUACACGGAAAAUGGAACCCAAAAUGGAAAGGAGCCGAAGGGUUCACCUCAUGGUGAGCCAGAGCUUCAUGUCGCGCUGCACAGUGACGGAGAGCAUGGCCCAGAUGGCGAUCCUGAAUGUGGACACCUCCAUUUCCACUGAGAACGCGGUGAUCAAGACCCUGCGGUUGAUCGAGGACAAGUUUCGGGGCUACUUCGAGUGCUACCAGAAGGAGCUGCAACUGCAGAGGAUCGCGGCGCAGAGCAUCAGCCAGCUGAUCCGCCGCUACAGGGUCACCACGGAGGAGGGCACGAGCUGCAUGUGCCCGCAGAUUUACGAGGUCGAAACAGAGGACGCAAUGGUCACCAAGUACUCCCUGGACUACCAGGUGCUAGUCAGUUCCAACGAGAGCCAGAGCUGGGACAUCGACAGGCUUCGUCCCUAUGUCCUGAUCUUCCGGAACGAGUGCGCCAAGCUGGAUCUCAACGAGCAGAGUCCAUUUAUCCAGGGUGACGCCUUCCACAAGCCCAUAAAGUUCUACAUGGACCUGGUGGAGGAACUCUUCUCCUACUUCCACAGUGGCCACCUCCAGCUGGACUGCGCUGCCCGCCUGAUGAGUCCUUGGGAUCUCAACAGCGUGGAGUACUACCAGAAGCUAUUGGCCCCCAAUGACAACUUCGACGAAUACUUUAUGCAGAAUAUAAGCUUUUGCAAAUGCCUGCGGGUGCCGCCCAAGUGUCCUUCGAACGAGAGUCUUCUGCUGGUCAAGGAUCGGUCAGAGCCGUUUAUUAACGAGGCCAAGGAAAAGAGGUGUGCCAGGCGAUUCGACAAGAUGGCCGAGUACGGACGGACCAGUCUCGAAACGGACCAGAAGAAAUCAACACUAAAUAGUAUUGAGGAAUCGGACAUGAACGACAGAGCCAGGCUUAGUCACCACACUCGGGACCCGCGCCUUCUCGCUUCUGAGAUUGAUCGCUUCCUGCGCUGCUCUGCGGAAAAUAAUUUGGAGGAUUUAGGUUCCCUCGUUGUUACGCCAAAUUAAUCCUCUGUGGACUUACUAAGCUUCGAAACAUUAGGAAAACGGAUAUUGUUUCAAUUGUUUUGGCAUUUAUUAAGUUUGUUUUGUAACGAUUUGUACCAUUAUAGAAUUUGGGAUCAGAAAUGUUAAAUUUAAUUAUCGAAAUACGUAAUAAAAAGGCAGGUCGAGAUGGUUA